Peromyscus leucopus (white-footed mouse) is the source of this 999-nucleotide messenger RNA. Its product is annotated as C-type lectin domain family 4 member A-like. Bases 1 to 567 code for a protein of 188 amino acids. NCBI's taxonomy places the organism in Eukaryota, Metazoa, Chordata, Mammalia, Rodentia, Cricetidae. The record is from RefSeq and is a predicted model, not a curated record. The transcript is spliced from 6 exons.
AUGAGGGGAAGAUUUCUUCUCAAUAUAUUUUCAGAAAACAUUUAUAUUAACAAGAAUCUCAUGAAUAAACUUGAUUCUGCACACAUGGAUGUAGACUCUCCUCUAGCUCCUCAAAGGAAGACCAUGAGUCAUGAAAGUUUUCACAGAUUCUUCAAGUUGCUCCUUCAUAAUAUUUUACUGAUGUUGAAAAUUUUAUUCUCUAUUGCUCUGAUCACUUUGUUUAAAAAUCACUCUCAGCUUCUUGAUGAAAACACAAUUACAAAAGAACUGAAUCACCCUGACUUGGAGUGUACAAAACAGCAUUCACUAUUGAAAGUCUGGAGCUGUUGCCCAAAGGAUUGGAAGCCAUUUAGUUCCUACUGCUACUUCACUGCAACUGGCCUAGCAUCUUGGAGUGAGAGUGAGAAGAAGUGCUCCAGCAUGGGUGCUCAUCUGAUGGUGAUCCACAGCCAGGAAGAGCAGGAUUUCAUCACCAAGAUCCUGGAUCCUAAAGCUGCUUAUUAUAUUAGCCUUUCAGAUCCAGGUCAUCGACAAUGGCGCUGGGUUGAUCAGACACCAUACAAUUAAAGUGCCACAUGAGUCCAGAGUUACCUAGAGGAGUCCUGGGUCCUGUAGCAGGAGAAGACUUUAGGGUGUUCCAGCUGUUGGUUAUGAAACUAAAAGAGCUCACUCCUGGUGUGAGUGCUGGGGAUGGAGUUACUUUAUCCCCAUUUCCUCAUCAAGGAGUCCUGUGACACAUGUCACUGAUACUCCAGGAUAGAUGAGGAAAUUGAGUUUGAAGAGUGUAGCAUGAUAAGUACCCAGGGCACCCAAACAAGGUGCUACAUCAUGGUGAAUUUUCUUUUGAUACCAGUCUCUCUCUAUGUUUAACAAUAGGAUUUAUUUUAUUUUCAUUUGUGUGUAUAUCUGUGUCUCUCUUGAGUGUGUGCCAUGUGUAUGUGUUGCCCAUGGAGCCCAGGAGAGGUUGUUGGAUUCCCCAGAGCUCAGGUCACAGGCGGU